Molecule: messenger RNA, 2570 nt
Organism: Halichondria panicea
Lineage: Eukaryota; Metazoa; Porifera; Demospongiae; Suberitida; Halichondriidae
Product: serrate RNA effector molecule homolog
Exons: 17
Coding region: 88-2448 (786 amino acids)
Biological process (GO): mRNA processing; primary miRNA processing
Cellular component (GO): nuclear body
Molecular function (GO): nucleic acid binding
Source: RefSeq, a predicted model, not a curated record
CCCUACACGUGUUUGCUUCAGUACAUUUGUACACACAUUAUUAGCAAUACAUACUCACAGAAGUAUUGCAAACUGAGGGGGCCAGGGAUGGGUGACAGUGACGAUGAUCAGGACAGAGGGCGCAGCAGGGACAAGUUUAGACGGGAGAGGAGUGACUACAACAGUGGUGGAGACAGAAAUCGAAGCAACUAUCGUGAGAAGAGACCGUGGCGAGGUGAUGAAUCUGGCUCUGGUCGCAGACGAAGCAGAGAUGAGUACGAACAUGAUAGCAGGAAGCGUUUCUCUGGAGGCUCGGGCAGUUAUGGUCGUGGUGGCAGAGAGUGGAGCCCACCCGCAAAACGAAUGAGGAGAGAAUGGACUGGAUUUCCAGCACCUGGAAUGAUGAUGCCGUAUGGGAUGAGGCCACCCUGGUCCAUGCCAGCCCAUCCUGCACCUCACCAGAUGCCACCUGGACUACCUGUUGAGCCUGGGAUGGGUGACAACGCCUCCCGAACAUCCAAACACACCAUGCUCAGCUUCAAGCAGUUCCUCACUCGGCAAGAAGACGAUAUUGAGGAAGUCGAUGCCAUUACCAGCUACAACAGCUACAAGUCUGACUUUAAAAAGAAGUUGAUUGAAGAGUUCUUUGAGGAGCAUAAAGAAGAGGACUGGCUCAUUUCCAAGUACCACCCCAAGAGGGUGAAGGAGAACAAAGAAAAAGAGGCAGCUAAUCUCCAGCGUAGAGUACAGGCCUUCUCCUACCUCCUAGAGUCUGGCCUGCUGGACAAGGCCUCUCUCACUGCUGAUAACUCCGACCAGAUUAUCAAGAUUAUGGACUCAGCUGUGAUCAAGAUGGAGGGUGGCAGUGAGGUAGAUCUGCUCUCUUUGGAGGAUCCUCCCCCCACUAGUGGCGAGGGUGAGGAGACGGGGGACAAGACUAGUCCCUCUCUUACCAUGGAGUCCACCGAUGAAUCUUCCAAAAUAGCAGAGCAAGCAAAGGAGUACGGCCAACAGAGAGAGUCAAAAUCUGGAUCUCCCAAUGGUUCAUCAGAAGGUAGCAAGGAAGACGAAAAAAUGACAGAGCCAGCUACUAGUGAGACUAAGGAGGAGGGGGACUCCCCUAACUCCACUGAGCCACACCCCCCUGAGAAUGGGGUAGCCAAACCGAGGGCACUCCACAUCACCCGCUCUGUCUAUAUCAGACACAUCCCGGCAAAGAUCUCUGCAGAGGAUAUUAUCGAGGUGUGCCGUACCAUUCCUGGAUUCUUGAGAAUAGCGUUUGCUGACCCAGCUCCUGACAGAGGGUACGAGCGUCGUGGAUGGGCCACUUUUACAGCUGAGACAGAUGUUAAAGAUGUCCUCUCCAAACUUAGCACCAAGAAGAUCAAGGACUGUCAGCUGAGCUGCAUGGUGAACAGGGAGCUCACUCGUCGUGUGAAGCAUUGCCCCUCAUCAGCCUGGGCAAGGAGGUCUCUCCACUCUGACCUGCAACACCUGCUCAAACUCAUCAAGUUCUUUGAUGAGAAGGCUGGUCUGUGGGAGUAUGCACCACCUGGGGAGGAGGAGCCUCAGUCCAACCCAAUCCUCGACUUCUCUGACGACCUGUUAGAGGAGGAACCUGUAGCCAUGACUACCAGUGCAGACGACGAGGAGGGUGCCAUCAGUGACCCUGGCAAUGAAGUGGUUGAGGGAACUGAUGAGAAAGUUAAGCUGUUGGAUCAGUUGCUAUGGUACUUGCGUAUUGUACACUCCUUGGACUACUAUGGUGGGACUGUGCUCCCCCCUGAGGACUCCAUGCCCCAUCGCUGUGGCCUGUUCACCAUCAGAACACAGCCCCCGGACACUCUGGAACAUCAAGAGGUGAGUGACUAUGUGGAGGGUAUGGAGGAGAAGGUGCAGCCUCUCGUGGUCAAGAAGGGGAUCCUCUCUGAGACUGAGAUCAACAAACUGGGCAAGAAAGACCCAGAAGCUGAAGAGGAGCGGUUUGUGGAGCUUAACACUCAGAAGCUGGCAGAGAGUAAGUACCUUUGUCCACUCAGUGGGAAAAAGUUCAAAGGUCCAGAUUAUGUCCGCAAGCACAUCUUUAAUAAACACAUGGACAAAGUGGAGGAUUUCAAGCAAGAAGCUGUGUUCUUCAAUAACUACAUCAGGGACCCAGACCGCCCCAUGCCAGAGGAAUCUACGAUUAGUUCCUCUGUCUUGCCCUCCAUUCCCAAGACCCCGGGAUCAGCAGAGAGUCCGUUGGGUGGAGUCAUGGCUCUGGGCUCUGGGGGAAGUCCCUGGGACCAGGGGAGGAUGGGCAUGUUUGGACGAGGUGGUGGUUUUGGACCUUCGAUUGGUGGAGGGUUCACUCCUCCGGAAAUGAUGAACAGAGGUGGAGGAUUCAGGGGAAGGGGUGGUGGAAGGAGGGGGCGUGGUCGGAGAGUGGUCAACUAUGAGGACCUGGAUGCCCCAGAUGAAAUGUACUGAACAUUCUACCCACUCAUGUAUAAACAACAAUAACAACACUUAGUACGUAUACAUAGUUAUACACUUUUCUUGAUGCUUUGUGCUCUUUUCUGUAAUGGUAUUAUUAUUGUGGGAUUUGCUUA